CCGCAAAAUCGGGCGCGGACCUCCUCCAAAAGUGCGGCUUGCUGGAUCUCCGUGGAACGAUCUCCUUCAACUACUUUCGCGUCUCUUUCGACUUACUGCGUGACCCGUGUCUGGAGCAUCCGUUCGUCUGUCGUGCGGCUGGCUGAUAGAAAUUUCCACGCCAUAACCAUGAAGGUUGGUUCGUCUUCACUGCUGUGUUUCGCUGCUGUAAUGUUCUCGGUGUCAGACGUAGCGAGCAGACCCCUACCGAGAGGAGAAAAACUCGUCGCAACAGGUAGACAAUCAACGAUUGCGAGCUUCAACGUCGGGAACCUCGUGACGCUCCUCGCUGCCAAGGGGAUUCUCAUCCUGAAAGCUCUCGUACUUUCACCCUCCGGUGACGGUGACAGGUUCUCAAAGAGGAACCUCGGGGAAUCGGAACUCGCGAUAAACGACUGGGAAUGGAACUUCGCAAAGCAUUACGUUCUCGCUCCGAGUUCUGGACCGAACACUUGCCUGAUGAGAUUGGCCUGCGAGAACCCCGAUCAGGCCGCGGAGUAUCUCGGAGCCGGGAAGAUACUCCUGACCGGAUGGAGCAUGUACAACGGGCGGCAGGCCGAGUCAAUAGAUCGCUACGAGGAGAUCAUGGAGGACGUGCGGACGGCUGUGGAUAUCGCGAGGGAAAACAACCGAGUCGAAGAAGAUAUCUGUGCGCGAAAUUACCCUUGCAUGACUGACGAAAAACGGUGA
Molecule: messenger RNA, 729 nt
Organism: Galendromus occidentalis (western predatory mite)
Lineage: Eukaryota; Metazoa; Arthropoda; Arachnida; Mesostigmata; Phytoseiidae
Exons: 1
Coding region: 169-729 (186 amino acids)
Source: RefSeq, a predicted model, not a curated record